UUACAUUUCCAAAUAGUAGUAUAUCCAGAGCUUGUGUGCAACCCUCUUCGUGCGACGUGGAUCUACGUUCGGCUCUUGUUGUUAAUCUACGAAAAGUUGCAGUAUUUCUGACAUUCGGUUGAACACAUACGUAGUUCAUUUGUACAAAAUUUGUAGUGGCUAAAAGCAUAUAACCUGCCUCAACCUCAAGAAUGGAUAAAGUUGUUAAAUUCUGUGAACCUGGACGCGUUUUCGCUAAGGACUCAAUCCGUUUGGUGAAACGUUGUACUAAGCCGGACCGCAAGGAGUUCCAGAAAAUCGCUAUUGCAACAGCUAUUGGCUUCUGCAUUAUGGGUUUUAUUGGUUUCUUUGUCAAGCUAAUCCAUAUACCCAUCAACAACAUCAUCGUGGGAUCAUAAGAAAUGCUAUUAAUUACAUACUUAAUUGCAAUUCUUUACCUACACCUCAACAUCUUAAUUCCAUUUUGAUCAAUUAGUAUAUAAGGAAUUAUUUUUCAUACUGAAAACUUUGGUUAUAUACUAAUAUUUAGCAACCUUUACAUAAAAUCAUGUCAAAAGUUUCACGUAAAAUCGUUUUUAAAU
Molecule: messenger RNA, 581 nt
Organism: Teleopsis dalmanni
Lineage: Eukaryota; Metazoa; Arthropoda; Insecta; Diptera; Diopsidae
Product: protein transport protein Sec61 gamma-2 subunit
Exons: 2
Coding region: 192-398 (68 amino acids)
Biological process (GO): protein targeting; post-translational protein targeting to membrane, translocation
Cellular component (GO): membrane; Ssh1 translocon complex
Molecular function (GO): transmembrane protein transporter activity
Source: RefSeq, a predicted model, not a curated record